This is a messenger RNA of Ostertagia ostertagi, 318 nucleotides long. The record is from the annotation of a GenBank genome assembly. Lineage: Eukaryota; Metazoa; Nematoda; Chromadorea; Rhabditida; Trichostrongylidae.
AUGUUCAGAUAUAUUGCAAUCAGCCACCCAAUCUCGUAUGCACAGUAUGGUGCUAGAAGUGGGCGAGCGAUGGUCUCCAUAUCUGUUGUGUGGAGUGUAAGUGUUAUCGUUGGUCUGCCAAUUCUACUUGGUGUGAAUCCGAUGGAGGACAAACAAUGCGAACUAGGAAACGCAUAUUUCAACAUUCUUUCGUCUCUGUUUUCGUUCUUCUUCCCAUGCUUGGCAAUGAUUGUGCUGUAUACCAUCAUAUUCCGACGCCUACGUCAAAGAGAACGUGCUAGAAGCCUUCGCCAAGUGACAAAAAAGGACAACUGCAGA